Messenger RNA from Fonsecaea nubica, 927 nucleotides. RefSeq lists its product as hypothetical. Lineage: Eukaryota; Fungi; Ascomycota; Eurotiomycetes; Chaetothyriales; Herpotrichiellaceae. The transcript has a single exon. Bases 1 to 927 code for a protein of 308 amino acids. The record is from RefSeq and is a predicted model, not a curated record.
AUGCAUUUGACAACUAUUAUUGCUUCGGCGGUGUUGCUCUUGGCCGAGGUCGACAUGAUCUCGGCGAAGGCCAUUCUGCACCUGCCCGAUGCUAUCAGAAGGAGAAACGCGUGGGAAGAUGGGAUGGAGAAAGAGGCGGAUAAGAUUCUGCGACGAGAGCCGCAAUCCUCAACCGGCUCUCUUUCUGUGGCGGCUCCAACGGGAGCAUUAAAUGAAACGAUCGCGACAGCUUGCGUCAAUAACCUCAAAUCACUCACAUCGGUCGAGAAUGCUGCUGGUCUCGCCGCGUGCUACAACAUUAUGCAGUACGACAGCAAGCAAGGCGCCUUCGAGGCGGAUCUUCGACUCUAUUCAAUGUUUCCACCGACUGGAAACUUUGAGAAUGUCCCUAUCAACGAUAUCAUGAUCAGCUUGACCUAUCCCGCCAGCACCACGUUCCAGUCGUUAACCAAGCGGAGGAAGCGAGAUUUGGAAGCACGCCAAAGCAGCAUGGCCGAAGUACAACAAUACACCCUCUUUGGCACGUUUGAGAAAACCCUGGAUCUCGCCAUGCUGAAUGACACCCAAAUCAUGUCGCUGAUGCUGCCGGACAUCAAGCUGAACGCUGCCACCAAUUCUCUGACGCCUAUCAGCGCCAACAUCAGUGCAGCGGAUGGCGCCUGGUUUGUGGUGGGCCAAUUCAAGGACGAAUUCAAGAACGUCCUCGUUAGCCCUUCUGUGGCCGCCGCGGCCAUCACUGCCGCAGUUCCUUUCGUCCUCCCCGGCACGAGCCUAGGCAUCUUCCCCACGGGCUUGAUUGUCACCUGCGCCUGGACAUUCUUGUUCUUCUUGGCCUACGGACUGGGCACCAUUGGCCGGAUCCAAUAUAGAAGUGUAUAUAGAAAGAGAAAGGCGGCCCAGGCCGGUCGAACUGGCAAGCGGAUAUAG